AUGAAAUACAUACGGUACGUAGGAUUUGUGGAAUUACUGGUCGUAGUGGAGAAAGCUGUCUGUUCCAUAAACAUUGCUAGUGGCAAAGGCAAGACAUUAGAUGAAGGAAAACUUGACGAAUGCGACAUUGUGAAGGAGAUAGAUACGAGAGAUUCGAAGCUUAAGUGUAAUGUAUUUAAUCUUCCAUAUAUUGCAACAGAGAAUUUACGUUAG
Acanthocheilonema viteae is the source of this 213-nucleotide messenger RNA. NCBI's taxonomy places the organism in Eukaryota, Metazoa, Nematoda, Chromadorea, Rhabditida, Onchocercidae. The record is from the annotation of a GenBank genome assembly.